Molecule: messenger RNA, 726 nt
Organism: Cyprinus carpio (common carp)
Lineage: Eukaryota; Metazoa; Chordata; Actinopteri; Cypriniformes; Cyprinidae
Product: intestine-specific homeobox
Biological process (GO): regulation of transcription by RNA polymerase II
Molecular function (GO): RNA polymerase II transcription regulatory region sequence-specific DNA binding; DNA-binding transcription factor activity, RNA polymerase II-specific
Source: RefSeq, a predicted model, not a curated record
CAUAUCAACACACACAGACGUCUCACGCUGCUUACUAGAGACAAGCUGGAGAUCUUCAAGCCAUUCUGGGAUAGUCUCCUGAACUUUUGAGACACUGAAGAAGAUUCAAAGAGGGAGCAAUGCAAUUAGUUGAGGUUGAGUUAGAGAAACACGUGGAGACGUCGUCCUGUGAGAGCAGGACGUCCACAAACAGCCCAAAACUUCUGUCACACUCUAUCGAGGAAAUACUGAAAAAACCUUCAUGUUUGACUGUGCAGUCUGACAGAACGGACAAGAAACAGACCAAGAUAAAGACAGACGCUCCUAAAAUCAGCCAAUACACAGCUCGUGGGUCGGGUCGCAGACGGGUACGGACCACGUUCACCGUGAGCCAGCUGGAGGAGCUGGAGAGAGUUUUCCAGGAAACACACUAUCCUGACGUUCACACCAGAGACCAGCUCACCUGUCGAACGCAGCUGUCUGAGGGAAGAGUACAGAUCUGGUUCCAGAACCGGCGGGCGAAGUGGAGGCGCAGUGAAGCUAAAGCAGCACACAGACCUCUAACAGUGCUGAGAGACACAAAACACCUCCUGACUCCUGUCCUCUAUGUUCCGUACCUGAGCUUUCUGCAGAAGUUCUGGCUGCCGGAGUCGGUCUGUCCUCCUAUUGGUUCUCCUGAACAUGCCACACUUCAACACCAUUCGUUCUUCUGACCUCAUCGCUUUCAUGGGCCACUACAAAAGAGAC